This is a messenger RNA of Anneissia japonica, 3326 nucleotides long. RefSeq lists its product as uncharacterized. The coding region runs from base 240 to 581 and encodes 113 amino acids. The transcript has 5 exons. The record is from RefSeq and is a predicted model, not a curated record. Lineage: Eukaryota; Metazoa; Echinodermata; Crinoidea; Comatulida; Comatulidae.
UCUGUCAUGUCACAUGACCAAACAAGGAUUCAUGGCUCAACUCAGUGAACAGACAACGCAUCUGGAGCGAAACCCAAAAAAAUGAGUUACGAGGAUGGAUAGAAAUUAUAGUAUGAAGGUUGAUAAGGAGCCGAAUUGCUAGGCCUGGUAAUUUCAUGUCAUUUGAGAGAGCUGCCUACCUGCCUAGAGCAUGGGAACCUGUUUAGCUCCCAUCAAGGGUUGACUACCUGCACAUCACUAUGGCAGCUAAGAGGGAGGAUUCUUUCACCAAAGCUCACAGGGGUAAACGUGUUCGGAAACUGUCAGAUAGCGAGAAUGACUCCUUACGUAGCUCCUUUCGCAUCGAAACAGGAAACAGCCAGUUUUACACUAAGGUUCCUCUCACUCAUUUGGAAAUUGACAAUGCUGGCACCGGAUUAACACGGAAUAAAAGAACACAGGCUAGCUUCAGACUCAAGAAAAUGACAGGUUGCAAAGUGCAAGCCAAGUGUCCUCCAAAUUUCAAAUCAUCAAGAGCAACUGAUCCACAUCAGUUCCAGAAAAAACUAUCUCAUACCACACAGAAUACAGUCUAUGGAUAAAUAACAGCAUAAAAAGACAACGAAAGACACAGACAGAAACAGAGACAAGUGAAAAGAAAGUAUAAUACAUACUCCAAGUAUCGAAAUGCACGCCAUCGUGUCGGGAUUCAUUAUUUUAUUAUUUAAUUAUGUCAUCAGGAAUGCGAGACAAAUGAAUUAAGUGAUCUGCUUCCUUAUUUUUGAAAAUGCAUCAGAAGAGGGUGAAAAAAAAUCGUCUCAUUUAGAGAAAUGGUUUUGCCAUGUGGAGGAGCUAUAAACAAAAUGAAAUUAUGUUGGCAAAACAUAAACAAAUUGAGUGUGAGAAAAUGAAGUUUUAGAGGGCACUAUUAUAGGCCCUUGUAUAUCUAUUAGUCAUAAAGAAUGCGAUAUUGAAAAGUAAACAAUUUACUUUCAAUAUUGCUAAGUGCAUUUAGUACUAAAAUAUAAACAUUCCAGGUGUCUUCUUGGGGAAUAUUAUAUUUUUUAGAAGAAAAGCUGAGCAUUUUCAGAUUUUUGUUCAUUUUGGCUUGAUAACAUAAAACUUCUUUUAGGCCUAAUAAUUAAAUGGAUUUUCCGCAAGAUUUGAAGAUGGAAAGGAAUAACUGUAAUACUAGGCUACAUUUUACAAAUUCUUCUGAAAUAUGGUAAAUAUCAAAAUGUGCAAUUUUUUUGCAAUCCAUGUAAUUAUGGUAAUAACUCUUGAGGCUGAUGUUUUAAAGUUUUGGGUAGUUAUAUUUGAGUAACUAAUGUUCCAGCUCUGUAAAUAGUAAUAUUUUAAAUAGUUUUAGUAUAACAUUCUGCAGUGUGUAAUUAUGAUAAUUUGAAUAACAAUUUAUAAUUUGUUGCUGUUUGAUUUUAUUAUUUUUGUAAUUAUUAUAGUCAUUGAGAUUAUUAUUUUAAAUAUUAUUUAGAAUAUAAUUAGAUUAUUAGUAUAAAUGUUAUUAUAAUAGUAAUAAUUAUUUAAUUGACAAGUGUUGAGUUACAAAUACUUAAAAUUACUUUAAGACUGUCAUACUGUUUUUGUCGUGUCCGGAUCUAAAAUGAGAGCUAAUAUUUGUAAUAUAAAAAUGUACAUAAAAAUCCCCUUUAAUUCUGUCGCAAAUAUCAAUAAGAUAUUUGCUUAUGGUAGAUCCACCAUAUGUUACUGAUGAUGCUAUAAAACAAAUUAGAAAUCAUGUGGUAUAGCAUUGUGACAUUGGUAUCUGCCGAGUGCUAUGUCAUCCAAGAGUGUUGUCUCACUUCUAUAUCCGUAAAUUAGUAAUUUUGAAAUUCGUGUGCAGCCCAGUUUGCUAAUUUGACCUUUAACUGCCGUGUCGUGAGAGUAAUCUCUCUGUCGAGAGGAAGUGCUGGCUUAAGUUGGGACACCCUUUUCAUAUGGUAGAUCCUGUUGAAAGAAGCCAGUAUUGCAAUGGAUGAGAUACAUCUAGUAGCUGGUGGUCCAGUACUGCCUAGCCCGACUAGCUCUUGCAGUUCUGAAUGCGAAUUGGAAUUGGAUUUGGAUUAUAAUAUUAAUGAUACGUGCUAUACUUCUUGUUCAGAUAUCGAUGCAUUGUAUGUAUUUAUUUUGUUGUUAAUUUAAUUUACUUGCUUUUACCAUGUUGGAAUAGUAGGCUAUUUUAGGCAGAAUAGAGAACUGAAUUAAAAGUAAUUUUGUCCGGAUUAACAUUUUGUGCAAUCUUUAACAUUACAAUUACAUAAUUGUUAGAAUACUGUAUAGUCAAAUGCAAAUUAUAAUCAAUUUGUUUGUAUUUGUAGCAGAGUAUCUCAAAUGUUUGGCAAGAUACAUAAUAACUUGAAACAAAAUUGUUGUACAAGCAGUUGUUGUAUUAUAAACUUAAAAGCUCAUCAUCAACAGAUGUUUUUCUUGUACUAUACAUAGUAAUUUUUUAGAUAAUUAUUUAUGUUGUACAUUGCUUUCAUUAGAUUUAUUUUGAAAAUUGCAUAAAAUAAAAUUAAUUGCAGUAAUUAUUGUUCUUAAAUAGUUUAGGUUAACAUUUUUUUUCCUAAAGUUUGUAAUAAGUGUUAAUUUUAGAAUUAUGAAAAUGUUAUAACUUAUACAAUAAUAAAAAUAAUAUCAAGGUUGAAUAUUGUAGUAGGCCUUUAGAUACACUUCACAUAACUGGUAAAUCUCAAUUUAAUAAAACAACAUAAAAUUAAAAUAAAUCACACAUUUUGUAUUGAUUCAACAUUGAAUGUAUUCUGAGCUUACUGUAUUAUACACAACUAUUUAUAACUUGUUAAUUAAUCUGUUGAUUAUAGAUUUCAUUCAUGACUCCAUGUUUAGUUUUUGUCGCAUUGGUAUUUGAUACAGUAUUGAUUGAAUACAGGCUAGAUUUUUCAUUCUCAAUGCUUUUGCAGACCAGCUGUUGUUUUGCAAUCCAAUGCAAUGUAUUGUUAUGUAUAGAUUGGUAUGAAUUCGUUUCCUCAGUAAAGUAUUUGGAAAGCAAUAUUGAACUUUUAUAUAGUACUCAAAAUUUGUUGAGUAUUUAUUUCUCUAUUUAACAUCAUGUACAAUAUUCCUAGAGUUGUUUGCCCUACGGUACAUCAAACUAAUUAAGGUUUCCUUCAAUGCAAAAUUGAGAUAAACUUUAAUUUCAGUUUUAAUUAUUUAAGCCUGAUGAGUGCAAAUUUUUCCUAAGGCCCUGUUGUUUCAGGGAAGUUUUCAAGGAGAUCCUACCAGUUUGUGCCUUGCUGACCCUGAGUCGUAUUGCUAUGAUACAGUAACAUGUAAUGUUAAAGGUUGAUACCUGAUUUCAUUAUUGUUUU